UGCCUUUUAGAGUGUUUGUGUAUGAGAAGUGUGCAUGAAGUUUGGGUGGAGCUCUCUGCCGUGGAUUUUGACCGUUUACACUUGACAGAAAACCAAUUUGAACUGGGCCAGCAUGGCGAAGAGCAGCAAGAGUCUAGAGAGUUCUCCUGGCCACAUGAGCCAGGCUGUAUCAGAUGGAGAGCUGAACAUGACUGCGCGGGGCUGCGGAGGCAGCAGCUCCAGCCUUCCAGGGAUCCCGGGUGGGGACGGCGGCUCCGCCAACAGCGUGCUGAGCUGGGCCGUCUCAUUCGAGAAUCUGCUGGAAGACCCCUGUGGGGUUGCUUACUUCACGGCCUUCUUGAAGUCAGAAGUGAGUGCAGAGAACAUUUUAUUCUGGAAAGCGUGUGAAAAGUUCAGGACGAUCCCCGCCACCUCUCUGGAUGAGCUGAAAGCUGCAGCUCUCUCCAUCUACACCACCUACCUGUCAGAGAGCGCUCCUUACUCUGUGAACAUUGAUGACACAGCCAAGACUGAGGAGAAGGACCUGGAACAGCCCACUCCAGACAUGUUCACCAAAGCUCAGAGCCAGAUCUUUAAGCUGAUGAAGAUGGACAGCUACAGGCGCUUUGUGCGCUCUCCUCUCUACCAACGCUGCAGCGUGGCCAGUGUUGAGGGCAAACAUCUACCGCCGCUCUACUCCGAGCCUGUACGGAUGGGGUCCCGGGAGGAUGUGGUCACCAGAAACAACGCGAGCAUCAAGAACAGGAAGUCAGACUCCAGCAGCAUGCUGGCUUGCAACGUGCCUGCCUGGGACAAACAGAAACAGAAAAGGGGAUCAUGGGGAGAUGCAUCAACGGUAGAAGGCUCAGUCUCUAGAGAGUCCCACUUAGCAGUUAAAUCGACCAGCAGUGUGGAGCUUGGCUCCCUCCACAGGCAGAUCGAGAAUGGUGGGUCCAGUCCCCGAGUGCUUGAACAUGCAGGUGUGUUGGGGAGUCGAAUUGGGGUGGAGGGGGGCUACUGCUGCGUCUACCUGCCGGAUGGGAGCGCCUCUCUGGCCCCCACACGGAAGGGCCAGUCUAUCAAAGACAUGCUGGCUAGUCUGUGUGAGAAAAGAGGCUUCCCGCUGAAAGAUGUCAUCAUUUACCUUCAGGGCAUGGAGAAGCAGCCCCUGUCGCUGGACCAGGACUGCUCCGUGCUGAGAGACCAACAGGUCUCUCUCGAGCUCAGGGUGGCGUUCAUGCUGGAGAACGCCUUCUCUGGUAGGACCAAUGCAAUUGUGGCGAAGUCCAAUAAGACUCUGCAGGACGCCCUCCAAGCGGUGAUGCAGAAACAUCAGCUCAAACCUCAGGAGGUCUCGGUUUCCAUGGUUGGGAGUGAUGAGCCCCUGAGCCUGAGCAGCCCCGUUUACAGACUGGCCAAUAAGACCAUCCAUCUGGACAAAACCAAAGGUAAAGACCAGACCAUCAUUCCCAGAGGGAGUGGUUCUUUUGUUUCCACACAGACUGGAGCCAUGAUUGCAGCUCUGGAGGCUCGGUCAUCGGUUCACACAGACAGAACCAGGACACAGCACAGACCCAGUAAGAACCGCGCCAUGGACGGUUUUCUGGACAUGCUGACGAGGGCUCAGUGUUGCAGGGUCGAUGACCAACGAGGACUUCUGACCAAAGAGCAGCUGGAGAUUCCUUCAUUCCUGCAGCUGCCUUCAGACCAGGCACAGGAGACAGAUCCCAGUGCUCCCAGUAACUCCAGCUCCUCCACUGCUGACUCCAAAUCAGAAUCGGAGGGUAAAAGGUCUGAUUCAUCCAAAACUCCAGAAGAAAGUCCUGACCCAGAUAAAUCCAAAGACUCCAGGGAAACAACAGUUUGAUGAAUAGUUUUUAAAUCUGGAAUGGACAAAGAUGAGCUGAAAGAAUAUUUCAUGACCUUGAGGUCGAGUUUCAUCAAGAGGGAAACAUGGAGAUGCACUUUUUAAACUUGUUAAUGAAUAAGCUUAACGACGGCUACGUCCUCAAGGUCCUGCUGAUUUCUGGCCUUUUAAAGGUUUCUUGUGAAGAAAAAAGAUCUUGGCAAACGUAUAGUGUCAGAGUGAAACACUACAGAUCCGUGUGGAUGAGUGUUUGCUUGGAAUUUCUAUUAUACUCUCGAAUGUGUGCUUGAGCUGAAAUAAUUGCCCUGCAUGGUUUUGUUUUACAAAUUGUAGUUGGUCUGUUCUGAAACGAUCUUCAUUUGCUUUGAUGUUCUGUUAACUCUAAGCUUAAACAUUUCUUUGUGCAGGAAGAAGUUAGUACAGAGGGGCUUUUAAAAGUGUUUUGCAUGUUUCUGUAGUUUUUUUUUUAAAUAGCGGAGAUGGCUGCAUGUUUUUACAGAUGUGUUUUAUACUACUUGAAAUUUCCUUCUUUACCAUUUUGUGUGCUUACCUUUUCCUAUCCUAAUGCAUGAACCCUGAACUUGGUCUGUUUCUGCUGAGUGACGGCAUUUUGUGAAGCCCUUCACCUCUGAUUUCCUCUCAGGGUCCACAUCUUCAAUAAACGAGAUGUUAGAUGGUUUCUGAUCCCUUUGUUUAUGUACACAUUCUGAUGUAAAGCCAUUAAUGCCUGACUAUAUUUGUAAAUCUGAAGACUAAUUCAUAUAUACAUUCUCGCUUUUGUAACACUGCUAACCCUGGUGUCUCUGUUCUCUUGGCUUCAGAAAUUAAUUUUCUAAAAUUUCUCCGUAACACUUGUAAAGACAUCUUACAAAAUCUCUCUCCUGCUAGAAGGGUUUUCAAUUCCCACCUCUGGCAGAACUUCAAACAUGUCACAGCCGGGGAGGUGGGGGACAUUGAAUUUUAUCAGGCCAUGUUCUGCACCUUCCUUUUUGAGGCAGCUGGCUGAAGCUGUGGCUGCAGGGUGGUCUUGCCUCUCAUGGCAACAAACUUGGAACCUGCAGUGGGACACUGGUGGGGAUGGAUGCUGUCGAGCUAAAGGAUCUGUUGUGUCUACCACUAGGGGGCAAUAUAGGAUAAAAGAGUCAUAGGUAGGAGACAAGGAGAAGGAGGGAGAGAGGGAAGAUGGAUGCCUGACUGCUACAUGUGACGCAGGUUGAAUAAAAAUUGGAAAAGGAAGUCUGACUAUUUGUGCUACUUCCUGGUGAAACGGCCGACCAAAACUAUAACAAAGUUCUAUUGGGCCUUUUGGCCUCCGUUCUGGCAAUCUAAGCAGAAUGCAGCUCAGGUGUUCGCGGAGGCAAAAACCAGAGUGUGGGAGGAGCUUGGGGAGGCCAUGCUAAAGGACUGCCACACGGCUUCAAAGUAAUUCUGGUCCACCAUCCGACGUCGUCGGUGGCUGAGUGGUUGGGGGGAGGCAGAUCUCAGGAGGUGGUGAGCCUUGAGGCGAGGUGGUGGCUUAAGAGCUCAAAUAGCUGGUUGUCCAGGGUUCUAGGAACGGCGAGCGGUAGGAGAGUGGGACGGAGGGGAAACAGGCAGAAGUGGGCUCGGAAGAAGCCCAGGAGGUUAUUGCAGUAGAUGGUGGUGGCUGGAAGGCUUGAGGAGGAACAAGUUUAGGAACUCGAAAGCUAGGUGCAAACUUGAAAGUUCUGGCUAGCAAUUCUCCACUUGAAGAAGAAACCAUCUUGAGGCGCUUCACAAAAACAAAAAAUUUAAAAUAUUAAAAAUCUUUUAGAAAAUGCUAAAAAAUAAGUUUAAAAUAAGCAAAAAUGGACUAUUGUGUGUGUGUGUUUGAGAGCGAGAGCGAGAGCGAGAGAGAGAGAGAGAGAGAGAGAGAGAGAGAGAGAGAGAGAGAGAGAGAGAGAGAGAGAGAGAGAGAGAGAGUUAAUAGGAAAGAGGCAAAUCAGUGGAUCCUGAGGAAGGUGGAGUAGGUAGAGAGAGCAGAAUAAGAGGGUGGUGAUGAAGGUCACACCAAAACCUGAACAGGUGAGUCUUCAGCUGUUUUUUAAAGAAGUCCACUGAUCUCAGGGAGAGUUCCAGAGUCUGAGGGCCACAGCAGCAAAUGAUCUGUCUCCUUUGGACUUUAGCCUGUUGCACUGCACAACCAGUAGGCUUUGGUCACUGGACCUCAGGGACCUGCUGGGGUGUAGGGACAGAGAAGAUCAUCAAUGGAUGAUGGUGCUUGUCCAUGUAAGGCACUAAAGACCAGGGGCCUCAUUUAUCAAGCUUGCUUACGCACAAAACAGGGUCAGAAAACUGCGUAAGCAACUUUCCACGCGAACUUUGGGAUUUAUGAAAGAAAACUUAGCGGAAAAAUGUGCGCAACUUUAAGUUGAUUAAGGACCUGGCUUACGCACAUUUUGGACAUGGAGAGCAACUUAUACUGCUUUGUGCGCACA
This is a messenger RNA of Nothobranchius furzeri (turquoise killifish), 4302 nucleotides long. It is a transcript of the gene rgs14b, whose product is annotated as regulator of G protein signaling 14b. Gene Ontology annotation, biological process: cell division; regulation of G protein-coupled receptor signaling pathway; spindle organization. The record is from RefSeq and is a predicted model, not a curated record. Gene Ontology annotation, cellular component: plasma membrane; nucleus; cytoplasm. Lineage: Eukaryota; Metazoa; Chordata; Actinopteri; Cyprinodontiformes; Nothobranchiidae. Gene Ontology annotation, molecular function: GTPase activator activity.